Messenger RNA from Jaculus jaculus (lesser Egyptian jerboa), 2809 nucleotides. RefSeq names its product stomatin (gene Stom). Bases 59 to 913 code for a protein of 284 amino acids. NCBI's taxonomy places the organism in Eukaryota, Metazoa, Chordata, Mammalia, Rodentia, Dipodidae. The transcript is spliced from 7 exons. The record is from RefSeq and is a predicted model, not a curated record. Gene Ontology annotation, cellular component: plasma membrane.
CAGCUAACGGCAUUCCUGGAAGCUCGGGCAGAGUCCACGGAACGGCGCGGACUCGAGCAUGGCCGAUAAACGGAACGCGGACGACGCCCAGGCCCAGAGGCUCCCCGAUUCCUUCAAGGACAGCCCCAAGGCAAGCCUUGGGCCUUGUGGGUGGAUUUUGGUGGCUGCCUCGUUUCUAUUCACACUUAUAACUUUCCCAAUAUCGAUAUGGAUGUGCAUAAAGAUUAUAAAAGAGUAUGAAAGAGCCAUCAUCUUUAGAUUGGGUCGCAUUUUACAAGGAGGAGCCAAAGGACCCGGCUUGUUUUUCAUCCUGCCAUGCACUGACAGCUUCAUCAAGGUGGACAUGAGGACCAUCUCAUUCGACAUUCCUCCUCAGGAGGUCCUCACUAAGGACUCAGUGACGAUCAGUGUGGAUGGUGUGGUCUAUUACCGUGUUCAGAAUGCAACCCUGGCUGUGUCAAAUAUUACCAAUGCAGACUCGGCAACCCGUCUUCUGGCACAAACCACUCUCAGGAACGUCCUGGGCACCAAGAACCUUUCUCAGAUUCUCUCUGACAGAGAAGAGAUUGCACACAACAUGCAGAGUACUCUGGAUGAUGCCACUGAUGACUGGGGAAUAAAGGUGGAGCGCGUGGAGAUUAAGGACGUGAAGCUCCCAGUGCAGCUCCAGAGAGCAAUGGCUGCAGAGGCUGAAGCAUCCCGGGAGGCCAGAGCCAAGGUUAUUGCAGCUGAGGGGGAAAUGAAUGCCUCCAGGGCUCUGAAAGAAGCCUCUAUGGUUAUCACCGAGUCUCCUGCCGCCCUUCAGCUCCGAUACCUUCAGACGCUGACCACCAUUGCUGCUGAGAAGAACUCAACAAUUGUCUUCCCUCUACCCAUAGAUAUGUUACAAGGCAUCAUGGGGGCAAAACACUGAGCUGUUACUGGUGUAGAGUUGACCCUUCCAAGGAUGAAGUAGGGACCAAAUUCAGCGCUCAGAGAAAAUUGGCAGAAACAUUAACUAUCCUCCCUCCCUUUCCCUUUCUUUAUGGGGCUCUUAGAACUUGUAGAUGAAAGAAUUGCUUUGGGGCUGGGGGGUAACUCAGCGGUAGAGCUCUUACCUAGCAUGCUCAAGGCUCUGGGUCUGAUCCUUACCACCAAAAAGAAAAAAAAAAAAAAAGAGAGAGAGAGAGAUGGAGAAUUGUUACCUUAUAAAUCUUGAGAGAGAGACUGAUUACUUAUAUAAGAUAACCUCUUGCUUUAAAAUAUUUAAGUUUGGAUUUUUAUUCUGCAAUGGGUUAAAUCCUUCUGCAUCUGAGUCAUUUUGAGCUUUCUAUAAACAUAGCCUAAGACUGCCACUCCAGUCUCACCCUCCCAUACCCACCCACCCCCACUCCCACCCCCACCCCCCGCAGCUGAUAAAUGUGGCACAGAAAGUGACCUUGUACUUCAACCAGUGUCUUUGAGCCAUCUGUGCCUUACUUUCAUGGUGUCUUAAUUGAUGGCAUUCCCUAGCAUCCAUUUACACUCUACUCCCAAACUGUUUCAAAAUAAUCCUUAUAGGAGGUUAUAGGCCAUUUCUUGCCUGAACCUGCCAGAGAUAGAGGAAAUGGUCAAGGUCAAUGCAAAGAUUGGCCUAACCCUUCAGAGACAUACUAUACUAUGAUGGUGGUCCUUUUGAAAAUAAUAGGCACCAUUUUGAAAGCUUCCUUGAGCCUCUUAGUAAAAUGAUUAAGUGAUUCUUCUGAGGUCUGCCUUCAAACCAGCUAAAUACACUUGUCCCAAAGUGCUUUUUCUCACUUUUACCUCUCUUCACAGAUCAGGUUUUCAAAUUUUUGAUUUUUUAAAAUAAAAUUUCUCUAAAUUCUUUAUAAUUGUUAUAUGCCCAUUUUAAUACUUAAGUACUAAAUGCUUUUUUACAUCCAUUGUAUUUUUUAAUCCAAUACAUUUGCUCUGCAUGUUAGUAACACUGUGAGAUGCUUUGAUGAGUGAUGCUACUUACUGAGUAGUCCACGACAUUCAUGAUGUCUUGAGCAUGAAAUGUCUGACAAUGUUGGUCCAGUGCUGCCUACUUCAUCCCCAUCUACAUAGAUGUAGAACUUUUUGUUUGCCUGGUUGUUCUUUCUGCCAUGUAUGUUGAUACAGGAAAGAGGAAGUGGUCAGCCCCUUAGUCUGUAAUAUUAGGAGGCACCUUCCGUUCUGCAAAUGCCUGGCUUCCUUCCUACUGGCCUGGAAAGCUGGCUGGUGACAUUUGCAGUGCUUCUUUGAGGCUCAUAGCUUACCUGGAAAAGCAAAAAUAUCAGCCUCCUUUCCCAGCACCACUGUUCACAUCUGCCCUCAGCCAAAUCACUGUCAGUUUCACCUGUGGAGGUCCCUUCCCUUGCACGUUUCCAGGCUUGUUUCAGAAAGCUGUGAGCUACCAUCUAUCCCGGUUCCACCUGAGUUUGUUAGAGCUGUGUAUUUCAUUUAAGGACUCAACUUGCAUUUAUGUUUUGAACUUAAAAUUAUAUUUAUAUCUUGACCUUGCAUUUUGCACCUAAAAUAAUGUUAUCAUUUGUUUUGUGGAUUUGCUCACCCUUUACCAUGAGGGUCAGGAAACCCCAUGCCCUGGUGAAAGUCCCUUCUCAGAAGUCAAAUAGCUGCUUUGGGGUCUGUGAGUUUCACCCCCAGACAUCAAACAGCCCUUGCUUCUGAUCUUGUGAAUUCACAGGUUCCUAGGUUAGUCACUCAGGAGGGGCACAGAAAGGAGCUCCAGGGUAGGGGUGCUGCUGUACGGAUUUCCACGUGACCUCCUCUUCCAACCAUGUCCAAUAAAGAUGUGCACUCUGAUUUA